GCACGGACCAUAACACCGACAUUUAUCUGCUAACAGAGUAACCGAGACUGGGAACGGUUAGCGACCAGUGUCACAAGAAGCUAACGUUAGCUCGGCUGCGUAUGUUAGUUGUUGUUAUGCUAGUUAAUAUCGUCAAAAAGUACAGUGGAUCUCGGAAUGCCAGGCAGUAGGUUGAAUUCUGUUACAGGUUUGUAGCUACAACAAGACACAAUGGAGACAAUGGAACCUCAUCGAUGUAAAAAAUGUGGACAGACUUUCUCAGACAGCAUCUUAUUUGCCUCCCACGUUUGUUCAGAUAAGGUGAACACGCCAUUCAGUAAAACACAGCUGGGGAGCUACAAGUGUUCUCAGUGCAGCGAGGCUUUUUCCAAACCAGGAGUCCUCAAACGGCACUUUAAAAACAUCCACGGUGGACGUGACCUUAAAGGCCCGUUCCACUGUGCUCAGCCUGACUGUCAGUUCAGCAGCACAGAGCGUCAGGAAUAUCAAAACCACCUCACGUCCACACAUGGCCUCACUCUUAUCCCCUGCACCCUCCAGUCCUGCAGAGUGUCAUUCCUCACGCAGGGUGAGAUGGAGAAACACUCGCGGGGCCACAUGCCCUUUGGCUGCCUUCGGUGUGACUUUGUUACUCAUAAUGUGAAAGACCUGGGUCACCACGUCCUGGAGCACAGCCAUCAGCCAACGUGCACUCAAGGGAACGAGACUGCAGCCACUGCAGCGUGCACAAAUAGAAGCCACCAGCCUCAGGUGACCAGCAGGCCAAAAAGAAAACUGAUAUCCAGCCCAGGUUAUGCAUCAUCGUUAACAGAAGACAGGAAUGAGGAAAAGCCUGAUAGGCAGAGGAAGAAUAGUAAAAGAGUGAGAAAGGCAGUGGAGAGAGACGAAGCGUCAGCGGUGGACGCUGCACCACUGCCAUCUAAAGAUUACCUUGCAGAGGGAUCUGAGCACAUCUAUCGCACCCACACCUGCCCCAAAUGCCGGCGCUGCUUCAAGAUGCGCUCCCACCUGCAGGAGCACCUCCACUUACAUUUCCCCGACCCCAGCCUCCAGUGUCCCACCUGCAAGCGUCACUUCACCAGCAAAAGCAAGCUGCGCAUCCACAGACUCCGUGAGGCGGGUGAGAAGGUUCACCGCUGCCACCUGUGUGAGUAUGCGGCCGUGGAGCGGAACGCAAUCCGCCGCCACCUCGUCAGCGUGCACGCCGAAGUGGCAGGAGAGGACGGAAACAGUCGCAGCUAUCCCUGUCCGACCUGUGCUGAAAGCUUCAGACAGAGCAGGCUGCUCAAGGCUCACAUGAAGACGCACAACAUCCUGCCAGACAGCAAGCCACUGGCCUGCUUUCAAGAGGGUUGCUCUUUCCAGAGUUCUUCACGCAAAGAACUUCUCAAACACGCUUCUGAAGUACACGGGGUCAAGGCGUUAGAGUGUCGUCAUCACGCCUGCGGUGCCGUCUUUCAAAGCGAGUCGGACAUGGAGGCUCAUUAUCGGACACACCUCGCCUACCACUGCUCACAGUGUGACUUCUCCUGCUCCAACAAGGCCGUCUUCCUCCAGCACCAGCGGCUCGGUCACCCUGGAAAUGACAAGCUGUGCUGCGAUUUCUGCUCCUUCGUCACAUUUAACCCCGUGGAGUUUGAGCAGCACAUUGGACAUUUGCACGCCACUGAGAAGAUCCACCGCUGCUCUCAGUGCAGCUACGUGACGUCACACAAACGCGGCCUGAAGAGACACAUGCUGAUGCACAGCGGUGAGAAGCCUCACAAGUGUAGCCUGUGUGACUUCAGGUGUCGAGAUGAGUCUUACCUUUCCAAACACAUGCUCACUCACUCAGAUGACAAGAACUUCAUGUGUGCUGAAUGUGGAUAUGUGACUAAAUGGAAACACUAUCUGAAUGUCCACAUGAGGAAACAUGCUGGAGACCUCAGGUAUCAGUGUGAUCAGUGCCCUUACCGCUGCCAUCGCAUGGACCAGCUAAACAGCCACAAAUUACGACAUCAGGCCAAAACGCUCAUGUGUGAGAUCUGCGCUUACGCCUGCAAACGAAAAUAUGAGCUUCGAAAUCACAUGCUGGCCAAACAUUCUGGGGAAGACAAACAACCAUCUGUCUAUAAAUGCAAAUACUGCACAUACACUUCCUGCUACAGACAAGCACUUCAAAACCACGAGAACUGCAAACACACCAAGCUCAAAGAGUUCCGGUGUGCCCUCUGCCUCUAUUCCUCCUUCAGCAGCAUCAGCCUCUUCCUGCACAAGAGGAAAGCUCAUGGCUACGUACCAGGAGACAAAGCAUGGCUGGAGAACUACACUGCAAAGGAGAAGGAGAGGAACUCUGCUGAGAUCUUGCAGGAUUUCUACAACAAGCCCUCGACGGCUCAUGAGCAGCCUGAACAGUCGGCUGCUGAAGGGCCUCCAGGAGAAAAAUCUGAUGCAGAUCCCAGUGCUAGCAAAUCUGUCGCUGGUUCUGUGGAUGGUUUUGAUGUAGUUCCUCCAGAGGCUGUUAAUGAAGGUGUUUCAGAUUGUCCUCUGCCUGCGAACAGUCCUGAGUACUGUACUCUUGUUUUAACAACACUAUCAACCACCGAGUAUCAGAUGCCUUCUUUGCAAAAUGAGGAGGAAAACUGCGCAAAUCAAACUUCAGGUUCACCCAAUUUAAACUGUAACGAGUCUGAGGUAUCACAAGAGAAGGCAGGCGUCUCGACUGCUUCGUCGGAGGAAGGCGACGUAGCUCUGGAGGAUGCAGAAUGUGAACAAAGUGACUUAGACGACACCUGCGAGCCUCAGCAAGUUGAGCCUGGGGAGGGUCAGCCUCAAGCACCUGAGGAGGAGAACGAUGGUUCUGGUACUUUAACAUCCCAGCAAAAUCAGCCGUUAGAAUCUGAGCUCCGUCUGAGAGCCAUGAAGAAGCACGACAAGGACCAAGCAGAAGCCAUGGUUUUGGAGGGACGGGUUCAGAUGCUCGUGGUGCCAACUAAAGAUGUUUAUCGCUGUGACAAAUGCUCUUACGUUACCAACAAGGAGAGCACUUUAAAGUACCACCUCCAGGCUUUGUGCCACGGUAGGACAAAGGGACACAAGUGCCAGGCCUGUGGUGCACAGUUCAAACAGAAACGAGGAAUUGAUAGCCACCUCGCAAAGAAGUGUCCAGCUGUACCUCGAAAAAGAAGGAUGUUUGUAGGCAAUUCAAAUACUUCUUUGGCUACGGAAGAUAACUCUACUGUAGGUCUGGAAGGAUCCAAAGAACUGGAUGAGGGAACAAAUUCCAAUCUAUCCUCACGGAAAAGGAUUCCCGAAGAUUCACAUGAGCAGGAAAUUCAUCAACGAGAAGCAGAAGUACAUUCAUCUAAUUUAACACACUGUAAAGACUUUGUUCAUGAUGCUUUGACAUCGAGUGAAUCAGAACACCAGCCAAACAAAAGUCAGACAAAAAAGCAAGUAUCCGUAAAUGUUCCUCUGCAGUCCCUUUACACGAAAAAAGACGGGAAAUUCAAAUGCAAGCUGUGUCAUUUUUUAUCAGUCAAGGUCGCGAUAGUCGAACGGCAUCUUACAACCUGCAGGAAAACCCGAAGGAGAAGAGAGAAUCAGAUCAUUUCAGAACUGGACCAUGAGUGUGGUGACGAGUCAGUCAGAGCAAGAGAGGACUCUGUGGAAGAGAGCAAUGAAAGAACUGGGAAAGUUCCUGCCAAACAUCAGAUCUUCUCUUGUCCAAACUGUGCAUUUAAGUGCAAUCAGAAAAGGGCAUUAGACAGUCAUGAGAAGAGAGGCUGCUUGAAGCCGGGUGAAGUCCAGUGCACCACGUGUUCAUUUGUAGCCAAAUCUAAGAUGUCUUUGACUCGUCACACCCUGUUUGUCCACAAGAAGAAAAAAACUGGUGUUUCUAAACGUUUGCGCUGCCAGCACUGUGCAUUCACCUGCAAACAAGAUCGAUGCAUGGCCCAACAUGUCGCGCUCAAGCACAAAGGCGCUCGACCCCACCGCUGUCGUUAUUGUCCUUUUAGCACCACAAGGCGUUACCGCCUGGAAGAGCACGAGUCUCUUCACACAGGAAUCGGUCGUCACCGCUGUGAUAUAUGUGAGAAGACAUUUGGGGCUGUGACCAAACUGCGGCAGCACAAGAUGCGAAUCCAUGACAAACAGCCAACACACUUCUGCUCGCUCUGUGACUUCAGCGGCUACACGCUGGACGAUGUGAGACGGCACAACCUCAGAUGCCACACGGGGGAGCUACACCAUGCUUGCACUCACUGUGAAGCUCAGUUUAGCUCAGAAGUGGCUCUAAGAAACCACUGUAAGCGCGUUCACCAGCUCCAGGUGUGUUUCUCAUGUAAGCAGUGUGACUACACAUGCAGCAGCGAGGUCACGCUGAAGACCCACCAAGAGAGCAAACACUCUCAGGUGAAGUGCAACACCUGCCAGGAGUCUUUCAAGACGAAGGAAAGUCUUUUGGUCCAUCAGAGAACACACCUGGCUCAUCAGUGUCAGCUGUGCCCGUUCGCCUCCAAAACCAGGCAACUGUUGGCUCAACACCUUCUGAGCGAACACGAGGAGGGAUCACCUGAGGACAAGCCUCUCAAAUGCAGCACCUGUCAGUUUGCCUGUCGGCAUCAGCUGGUGUUAGAGCAGCACCUCCGUUCACACGGAGGCAAGAGGCUGUACAAAUGCACUGACUGCGAGUAUUCAACCAGGAACAAGCAGAAGAUCACGUGGCACAUUCGGAUACACACCGGGGAGAAGCCCUACAGCUGUGAGCAGUGCAGUUACACCUGCACUGAUCCAUCCAGACUCAAGCUUCACAUGAGGGUUCACCAGGAGGAGAAGAAGUACCUCUGUCCACAGUGUGGCUACAAAUGCAAGUGGGCGACGCAGCUGAAGUACCACAUGACCAAACACACAGGGGACAAGCCGUACGCCUGUGAUGACUGUGACUACCGCACUAACAGAGCAGACGCUCUCCGUGCCCACCGGGACACUCAACACUGUGAGGCUCGCCCUUACGUCUGCGAGAAAUGCGGCAAAGCCUUCAAGACUAGUUUCAUCCUGAAGACCCACCAGCGUCAACACAGCGACGAUCGGCCGUACGCCUGCGGCCUCUGCCAGAAGGCCUUCAGGUGGCCCGCCGGCCUCAGACAUCACUACCUGUCGCACACCAAGCAGCAGCCGUUCCGCUGCCGUCACUGCUCCUACAGAGCCAAGCAGAAGUUCCAGGUGGUGAAGCAUUUACAGAGGCACCACCCAGAGGUGUCAGUGGAGGAAGGCGUGGUGAGGGACUCCGAGGCCGGUAGUCUGACCCUGAAGGAGGCACUGGAGGGGACGCUGGAAGAGAGAGCAGCAGGAGUGGAGGAGGAGGAGGAGGAGGAGGAGGAGGAAGGGACUGUUGAAGAGGAAGAUGGCGAUACAAAACAAUAAAGAGACGACACAGCAGACGCUGUCGUCAGUGUGUUCCAAAAGGAAGCUGACGUUCAUUCAUGUUACUGUCUGACCAUCUGAUUUUACUCUGCCAUGAAUAUCUAAUCAGCACACUUUAAAAAGUGAAGGGAAAGUAGAUCAAGAGGAAUGUGUGUGCUGUAAAAAAAAAAAAGAGUGAAGCGAUCAACUUAAACAAUAAAUGAGUUUGUUGAUGAUGAA
Molecule: messenger RNA, 5625 nt
Organism: Acanthopagrus latus (yellowfin seabream)
Lineage: Eukaryota; Metazoa; Chordata; Actinopteri; Spariformes; Sparidae
Gene: znf142
Product: zinc finger protein 142
Exons: 9
Coding region: 211-5406 (1731 amino acids)
Biological process (GO): regulation of transcription by RNA polymerase II
Cellular component (GO): nucleus
Molecular function (GO): DNA-binding transcription factor activity, RNA polymerase II-specific; RNA polymerase II cis-regulatory region sequence-specific DNA binding
Source: RefSeq, a predicted model, not a curated record